Messenger RNA from Lycium barbarum (goji berry), 351 nucleotides. RefSeq lists its product as uncharacterized. Gene Ontology annotation, biological process: intracellular manganese ion homeostasis. Gene Ontology annotation, molecular function: iron ion transmembrane transporter activity; manganese ion transmembrane transporter activity. The record is from RefSeq and is a predicted model, not a curated record. The transcript has a single exon. Gene Ontology annotation, cellular component: membrane. The coding region runs from base 1 to 351 and encodes 116 amino acids. Lineage: Eukaryota; Viridiplantae; Streptophyta; Magnoliopsida; Solanales; Solanaceae.
AUGGUGGACAAGAAGAUGGCAACUGAUAAAGGAUCAUUGCCACAAGAGGAGGUUGAGAAACCAUGGCGGAAUGGGCUAGUAACGUGUGCUGCCUUCGUUUUAUGUGGCUGUGCCCCUCUUCUGGCAUUCAUUGUGCUCAUCCCAUUCACGCACAAUAACACACACAAAUUCGUAGGUGCAUCUGUGUUUUCUGCUGUUGUGCUUGCACUACUAGGUAUUGCCAAGGCCAAGAUUGCAGGUCAGAGUUGUCUUCUCCCCGCGGCCCUCACCCUUUUCAAUGGAGCCAUUGCUGGGGCUGUUGCCUAUGGUAUUGGUUGGACACUUAGGAAUGUUGCUAGGCUAGAAGACUGA